Messenger RNA from Aaosphaeria arxii CBS 175.79, 1580 nucleotides. RefSeq lists its product as uncharacterized. The transcript has a single exon. NCBI's taxonomy places the organism in Eukaryota, Fungi, Ascomycota, Dothideomycetes, Pleosporales. Gene Ontology annotation, molecular function: protein binding. The coding region runs from base 345 to 1424 and encodes 359 amino acids. The record is from RefSeq and is a predicted model, not a curated record.
AGCUUCCUCCCCCUCACACAUCAAUCAUGAUACUCGCAAUGGCUUCCAGUCCUUGCCGGCUGGAGCAGUCUCUAAAUGUCUCACCCGAACAUGGAAUGUCUCUUUUCUAUAGCCCCAACGAAGGGGUCUACAUCGUUUGAGACCUUUCCAUCCCUAUCGACGCGAGGGCCUCACAGCAUCUGGUCACUCCCAGAUCUGACCUGCUGAAGUUCACGUCGAUUGUUUCACUAAAUCACCAGUGCUAUCUCACACUGAUAGACCCUAUAUCAACCCCUUUACAGCGAGAAGUUGUGAAGGAAUAGACUGUCCUUAUCUCCUCCAAAUCCUUAUCUCCGCCUUUCACGAUGCUCUUCGAAUUCCUUGCAACGGAGCUCGUCUCCCAUAUCUUUUCCUCCUGCUCCACCAUCGCCGAUGUUCUCGCCCUAUCAUCUACCUGUCGGCGCUUCCGAAAUAUUUACACAUCCUCCCAAAAGCUCCUUAUCUUGGAGGAGGCCGCCGAAAACCAAUAUGGCCCUCUCCAAGACCUGACCCAACUAUUGACCCACAACUCCAGCCAACCGGUGCAUAUUAUUCGUUCCGUCCCGCUUUCGAUGGCACUCCUUCAACAAAUCGUUCAUGCUGGUCGCAUUGCUGAGAAAUGGUGCGACCUGUAUCCGUUCAAGAAAUGGAAGCACAACUAUGAAAACCGUCGACUGCUGACGGAGGAGGAACGAUAUCGCGUGCGAAGGGCAAUAUACCGACUCUGGCUAUACUCUCGCGCCUUCCACAACCGUGAGCAUCCGCGCGAGCUUAGGGCUGCCAAGGCUGUAUAUGAGAGGCGUGCUGGCUUGCUCCAUAAUUGGAAUUCGUAUGAGCUCGCCGAGAUCGCUGAUGUUCAUACUGUGCUGCGAGAUGUGGUUCACAGCAAUGUCUGCCCAUCGAAUGGUACUAUCGCACGCAAGUUCAAAAAGCGAUAUCCAGACACGAGUGAACACCAUCUUUUGUUCAACAUCCACUUGAACUACCCUCCGCCUAUCUCUACUCCGCCAACAAACAACCCCUUUUCUUCGCAAUGCAAUACAAUGCCCAACUCGUGUUCACCGUUCUUUAACAGCACAUCGACCUAUACGUCCCGCUAUGCGCCGUCCAAGUUCAGCAUGCAUUCCAACCAUGAGAUCGGCGCUGAGGGUUGGGGCGACGACAUACCGCACUAUUAUGUCGUGGAAGAUAUGCUGAAGUUGAACCCAGAGCAGAUCAUGUGGUUGAAGGAGAACGCACCAUUCAAAGGGCAGGUGGAGGGAUACGUGAGGAGUCUAGGUGAUUGGUUUGAGAACAAUGGGGAAACUUUUGGCCAGACGUUGGAGUGGGUGUUGAACGAGCGGGGCGAGGAUGUAGGGGACUUCAUGCUGGCAGUGGCAGAUGGAGAUAUGGGCAUUGCCGCCUAAUCUAGAGACGAACCGGAGUAGGAGGAGGGGAAGGGGAAGGAAUAGAAUGAAGAGGAUGGAUGUAAUGGCAUGUGCUCGAUUGGCCCGGAGUGCUGAUUGCAUAGAACAAGCAUAUCGAACUAUAUAGCGUGCAUUAAUUUAUACAUGGUCGAAGAA